ACUUUGACUUCGGGUAUAAUUUUCGGUCUCGCUUUCCACCGUACCUGUUGAGCACACCUGAGGCAUCGGGCUGACAGUUCCCUGGCUGAUAGGAGGAGCCUGUGUGUCAAACAGAAACUUCCACCCACGCAGCCUGCUGCAUUCCUCUUUAAAUGAAUCUUUCACUUCGACUUUUUCUUUGCGUUUUCCAUUCUUGUCAAUAACCUGCAGGUCACUUGCGGAUUUGGUUUGACCUAAAAACUCACUUUCUCUUUUAUUCUAGUCUUAUCACAAUCCUAAAACUAUUAAGACAAACACACAAAGGGUUUCCGAAGAGUGUCAUUUGAUAGAUUGGGGUGUUUUAAUGUAGAUCAUUUAAAAACUGCAUAAACAUUUAUAUUUUUGUAGGUUAAAAUGUUCAUUCAAACGCCUCCAGUCAGUUAACUGAGAAGCGAUUCGUUUCUUCAGUUUAAAAGCAAACAACGGAAACUGAAAGUAUCAAGUGUCUCAAAAAAAAAAAAAAAGCUUUCGCUUUCGCUUGAAGAGCGCACUUUUAUCCGUGACUUCUGCAUUCAAGUUUGCAGUUAGACCAGUCAAUCCUAAACCUAUCGAUCUGGUCAGCCAAAGUACUUCAUUUCGACGUGAGAACUUGCGGUAGGAGUACCGUGAUCGGGGCCGCCUUUUUCGUUUGUGUUUUGAUUGUAUUUUCGGAGCGGCUGUGCACAUGUGACAUGUGAGAGUGGUUCCCGUGGAGCAUGUGCUGAAGAUGGAUGAAGGGACAAAGCUGCACCUGAAAGAGUGGCUGGUCGCGCAGAUAGAGAGCGGCAGAUAUGAGGGCCUGUGCUGGGAGGACGAGGCCAAAACCAUGUUCAGAAUCCCGUGGAAACACGCAGCCAAGAAGGACUACAAGCAGACGGAGGAUGCGGCUCUGUUCAAGGCCUGGGCUGUGUACAAAGGCAAAUACAAAGAGGGCAGGGACAGAGCGGAUCCCACCAUGUGGAAGACCCGCCUCCGCUGUGCUCUGAACAAGAGCACAGACUUCCAGGAGGUCCCUGAACGCAGCCAGCUGGACAUAUCAGAGCCCUAUAAGGUCUAUCGCAUCCAGCACCAUAAUUUCCAAGUCAGCCAAGCAGAGUUUCACGUGACAGAACAUCAAGUUAUCCGCAAGGUAAAGCCAUUUCCCAGAAGUCCCAGCUGUCCAGGCAAACAGCUUCUGUGUCAAAAGGAAGUGUUUCAGACAAACAGAGAAGAAAAACCAUCAGCUGUCCUGAUGAUGGAGCACAUGUACUGUGGCUUAUCAGGGAAAAAACCCCAAAGGGAGGCUCGUGCUCCUUUAGCCUUCCUCACUCCACCUCUUGAAAUAUCAGACUUCCGCCUGCAAGUGACUCUGUUGUACCAGGGCCAGACAGUUUUGAAGGCGACCACCAGGAGUACAGAUGGAUGUUUCAUUCUACAAGGUCGUGUUCCUUUGGGAAAUGAGAGCAUUUAUGGACCCUGCUCUGCCCAGCAGCUCUCUUUCCCUUCCCCAGGCUCCGUAUCCCUGCCCCCCUGCAUGGGAGAAGCAAUGAAUCGCCUUCUUUGUCACUUGGAAAGAGGUGUGCUAUUAUGGGUGGCCCCAGACGGAGUGUUUAUCAAACGGUUCUGCCAGGGCAGGGUGUACUGGAGCGGCCCCAUGGCCGAGCACACCAACCGCCCAAACAAGCUGGAGCGAGAAAAGACUUUCAAACUGCUCGAUAUACCCAUUUUUCUUCACGGGCUUCAGAGCUGCUUACAGGGAAAGGGCCCCCCACCUCCGUAUAAGAUUGAGCUCUGCUUUGGAGAGGAAUAUCCAGACCCCGGUGUGCCGAAAAGCAAAAAGCUCAUCAUGGCUCAGGUGGUUCCCUUGUUUGCAGAGGAACUGUUGCAGAGGUUCAACUUUGGAGAGAUAGACGAGAAUCGCACCCGCAUCUUCAAAACAGAAGAAGAAAAAAUGCAAGAACCGUGAUGAUUCUUAGAAUGAGGCUAAAUUCCAUUAGAUGAUAAAAGUGUAUAUUGAGCUUGUUAAUAUGCAGGGCCUCAGCUUAAUUACAGUAAUGUACUUUAUUUAAUGUUUUUUUUAUGUAUUGUACUGGUGGGUUGAAUGUGCAGCAAGAUUUGCUUGUAACGUAUGAACAUCUGGACACAUAUCUCCAUAUAUAAUGCUAAUAAUAUGCGGUCAAUGUGAAUUUUUUUUAAAUCCCUGUGUUAUGUGGCACCCAUACAAAGCAAAUAAUGUUUCCAGUUUAUAUGACACAAUACAGAGAAUAAAUUCACUCUCAUAAAUAAA
This is a messenger RNA of Oryzias latipes (Japanese medaka), 2284 nucleotides long. It is a transcript of the gene irf10, whose product is annotated as interferon regulatory factor 10. Gene Ontology annotation, cellular component: nucleus. Gene Ontology annotation, molecular function: DNA-binding transcription factor activity, RNA polymerase II-specific; protein binding; RNA polymerase II cis-regulatory region sequence-specific DNA binding. Lineage: Eukaryota; Metazoa; Chordata; Actinopteri; Beloniformes; Adrianichthyidae. Gene Ontology annotation, biological process: immune system process; regulation of transcription by RNA polymerase II. The record is from RefSeq and is a predicted model, not a curated record.